Messenger RNA from Monosiga brevicollis MX1, 3024 nucleotides. RefSeq lists its product as uncharacterized. The record is from RefSeq and is a predicted model, not a curated record. Gene Ontology annotation, biological process: autophagy; response to starvation. The transcript is spliced from 18 exons. Gene Ontology annotation, molecular function: protein binding. NCBI's taxonomy places the organism in Eukaryota, Choanoflagellata, Craspedida, Salpingoecidae. The coding region runs from base 1 to 2865 and encodes 954 amino acids. Gene Ontology annotation, cellular component: cytoplasm.
AUGGCAGACGAUACGCCCCGAAUUGUCGCCCCGUCCGCCGUUCCACCAAAGUCCUACUUUCACAAUGUAGUGGCAUUGUUUCAACGCGUCGUACCAGACGGCCGCCAAAAGUCGCCUCCCCGCCGUGAGCCCGUUCGCUUCGUCAAGCUCCAAGAACUCAUUGUGCAAGGGCAGCGCCGCAUCUACAUUAUCGUGGCCUACCGUGUUGGUGCUCAAGUCUGGCUAUUCGACGACAAAGGCAACGCGCAUGAGAUCUUCUCCCUGACUGAUGAAGUGGUGGACACGGCUUGCUUGCUACCGGAUGCGGACGAUGUGCUCAAGGCCCACGAGAGCGAGUUUCGCCCCCUCUUUAUUCGCGCCCAUGCAAGUUGCCUUGCUUCCACAGCGCAACAUGCCACCUCGUACCUGAGAUGUCUUUGCUGCGAGCCCUGCUUUACUCCAACCCGUGCCCUUAACUCACCCAGCGACCAAACCGGCGUCGCCGAUAUGAUUUACUUUCACUCUCUGGUUACCCAUCAACCCAUGGGCGCAGACAUUCAGUGCAAGGAGCCCCCCCUUGCCCUCGCGGCCAAUCGGCAUGCCAUCGCCAUUAUGUCCAAACACUUUGUCGAGCUUUACUCGGCCACGGACUUUGCACACAUGGAAACAUUCGACUGCGUAGCCCACCCGCCGUCUGCGCAGCGCACCGAUCUCCACCUUGCCAUCAGCGACCGGUUUCUGGCUUUUCCCUCCUCGGAACGUCCCACUGAGGUCCCUUUGACCAUUUCGGAACUGGACAUGCAACCCACCCCCAUGCAAACGGCUGCCAACCUGGCCGCUGAAACUGGCUCUCGUCUCAUGCAGUGGGGCAACAGGGGCAUGCAGCACGUGUCCAAACUGGUCAAUGGCGGACCUCGGGUUGCCCGUCCAGCUCAUGCGCGUACAGAGUCUGACUCUAACCACGACGUGACAGGCAUGAUCAAGGUCGUUGACAGCAAAACGGGCCAACAGCUGGCUCUCUUCAAGGGCCACUACGGCGAAGUCAACGGAUUGCGUUUUGAUGAGAGCGGUACUCUUCUUGCCGUCUCUGACGUCCAUGGAAAUGACAUUUACAUUUAUCAGCUGGCCCACUUGGCCAUGGACGUUGAAGCACCCAGCCCCAUUUAUCGCCUAAACCGCGGUCUCACACCCGCGAUCAUUCAGAAUAUGAGUUUUUCUGGCGAUGGCCGCUGGAUUGCCGUCGCUUCACAACGUGGGACUGUUCACCUCUUUCCCAUCCAUCCCAAUGGCGGUCCCAUUUCUAGAGACACGCACGUGAAGUCACAAGUUUCCAAUGUUAGCCCUUUUCUUCUUUCUUCGGGCCUGCACGAGCUGCAGGGGCGACACGCCGCCACCGAGACCAUUCAAGCAAAAAUCAAGCUUCGUUGCGCCGUGACCGAUCCCGAUGCAGAGCCCAUGGCGCGCGAUCUGGACGUUCCCGAGGCAACUUCGACCAGCGGGGGACCCAAGCAAGCGCGGGCCGCCCACGCCAUCUUGAUGACCGCUUUUCAGCCGUCUUCCUUGAGUCGACAACGCCAGCUGGCACCCGCGUGGCAAGCGCCGGCCUCAUCCCAUUCGGAGCCCGGCGACUCAUUUUCAAUUCUGGCGUGCUCCCGCAUUGCACGCUUGGGCGAGUUUCAGCUGCGCUGCUUUGCAGCCUCAGAUAGCGAGGCAGUUCAGGUAGCCCCGGGCUCCAACCCGCAUUCCCUCUCAAGCUCCCCCAGUACGGAUGCCGUGGCUUCCCUUGCUAGCAACCUUUUUGGAACCAUGGGACAUGUGGUUGAUGGUAUGCGUGGCUAUCUCGGCCCCUCCUACCUUUCGCAAGACGUGACCAUCUCCGAUGCCACGCCCAGAGACGGCAUCAAGGUUUCGUAUGUAGCCACUCGGCAAUGGGACUGCUGCACCACGCCCAUGGUGCUGCCCGCGAAGAAUUAUCAUGGAGAAGUUGUGGCGCUCAUGAGCGGCGGUCGCGAUGAGCAUUUGCUCCGGGAAAAGCACCGCAAUCCGGUCACCCGUGCGCUCGAGAAGCGGUCAAGCAAUCCACCGCACCGCCGCAUCUGGAUGGGCCCGCAGUUUGCUUUGAAGCGCUACGCAACCAACAAGCCCACGGAUGCUUCGUCUACUUCCGCGGAUGCUGCUCCCGCGCCCGCACCGGAGCGCAGCCUCUUUAUGCAAGAGUACAACUUCGUGCGCGCCCCUUUGGAGAAGGUUCAGUUUGCCAACGACAGCGACAUGGCAGACGUCACGUGGACGUCACCGGACAACACAGACUAUGGCACACCCAACCAAUCCGUCCUCAACGAAAUGCUUGCAGCGAUCACCGAGUCGGGGGCGCAUUCGCGCGGAGACGAUGGCUGGGGCAGUCUGACCUCAUCACACAUGCAGACAUCCUCCUCACACCGCCAGGGCACGGCAGCCGCGGCCCGACGCAAACCCAACUUUGCAUCCAAGCCAAAGCCCAAUCCGCGUGCACUACUGAGCUCCAGUUCUACUCCCACUGAUCUACCAAGCCGGCCAGGUCGUGGCUCGCCUCCGGGGCGAGAGCGUUCAUUCUCACGUGGCAGUUCGGAUUCACUUCCGAUGAACGUGGGCUCUAGUCCAGCCAUCAAUGUGCGACGUUCGUCCCCCAAUGGACAGCCCACGUUUCGGCUGGGCACAUCACCCGAAAGCCCCUUGAGUCGUUCACCUGAGGGUCUAAGCACCUCGCCAACCAGCGGUCUGGGCGUGUUGCUGGGUGAUGCCGAUGCCGAUGCGGCUGUGCCGCGGGUGCACUCUAUUGUCUCACUCGAGAAUCUUCAAGAUGCCUUUCAGGAGGACGAGCCCAUGUUUCGCAUGGAUCGCGAGUAGCCAAGCUUCCCAUUCAUGCUGCCUUUGGGUAUCUUAACCACAUCCCGACACUCUUCGAAAUGUUCGUUCGUGGCCUACCAGGCUCAACCCGAUGAUUCGAAACAAGAAUAAAAAAGUUAUUGCAUGCAUGUUUAAAAUCAAUAAUUCAUCUUUACCCUA